AUGGCCUGGACGUGGGCCAGUCAUUCGGGCCGGACGUGGGCCGAUCAAAUAAAUACCGGCUCGCGGUACUCGGCCCGAUGUAAGCUGAGCAUUUGGGCCAGAAUUGGGCCUAGAUUCAAACCGAGGCUGUGCCGAGUAUCACAGCACGCAGUACUUGGCCCAGAUGUGGGCCAAUCAUUCGGGCCGGACGUGGGCAGAUCAAAGAAAUACCGGCUGACGGUACUCGGCCCGGAUGUGAGCCGAGCCAUUGGACCGGAAUCGACCCUAGAUUCAAACCGAGGCCACGCCAACUGUUUCGGCAUGCAGCACUCGGCCCGGACAUGGGACAGUCGUUGGGGCCUGGUAUGCGGCAUCUGGCCCAAAUAUGGAAAGAGAAAAAGGUCAGAGGAGGGCUGUAGCCAGGCUGUCCUGCAGGAAACAAAGAACAGUUCUGCUAAGAAAAGACCUGCUGCAGUACUGGACGUUCCUGACACUGAAGCCCCAGCAAGAAAGAAGAGGAAAGUGGCAGUGGAGCAGCCCCAAAGAAGGUCUCCUAGACAGAGAAAAGGCACCAAGCCUGACACCUUUGCCACUCGCUAUGUUCUUGGCGAAAAACUGGGCGAGGGAGGCUUUGGAUCCGUCUUCAAAGGACACCGCAUAUCUGAUGGCCUACAGGUGGCCAUUAAAAUUGUCCAAAAACUGGAUGAUGACCGAUAUGUCCAAAGCCCUGAUGAGCUAAAGGUCGUGCCUGUGGAGGUGGCUCUACUGCAGAUCAUGAGCCGGCCACCCAUCUGCAACACCGUCAUCCAGCUCAUCGAGUGGUUUGAUGAGCCUGACCGCUACAUCUUGAUCCUGGAGCGCCCUGACCCCUGCAAGAGCUUGGACGGUUUCCUUCAGGACUACGGAGGUUACGUCACUGAGGACAUGGCGCGAGGUAUCAUGUGGCAGUCGGUGGUGGCAGCGUUACAGUGCAGCAAGCGAGGUGUCCUGCACCGGGACAUCAAACUGGAGAACUUGUUGAUCAACCUGGACACCUUGGCGGUCAAGCUGAUCGACUUUGGCUGCGGUGAUUUGAUCAAGAAAUCUGGUUAUAACAUUUUUGAAGGCACGAUUGAAUACUGCCCUCCUGAGUUUUUUCGGAAAGGGAGGUAUUAUGCUGGUCGAGCAACGGUUUGGUCCCUUGGUGUCCUGAUGUUCAGGAUGGUUUGCGGGUACCUUCCCUUUGCCAAAGAAGACAUCACUGGUGGAGCUCUGCACUUCAGAGAUGGCCUAUCUAAUGAAUGCCGCAGUCUAAUUCGUUGGUGCCUGAAGCGCAACCCAACCAGAAGACCUACUUUGCAGAAGAUGCAGCAGCAUAAUUGGUUACGAUGCAACGUGCCAGCCUAGGAUCAGGUUAGCCAGGGAGGAGAGGAAAUGACCACUAACAGAAGAAGCAGUGUAGAGUAAAUAUAUAGUGUUCUGAUAAGACAGACAAAUGAGAUAUUGUGAUACGUUUACAUGCUGCAAAUGAAAAUUAAGAAGUGCUUCAGAAGUGCUUCUCUAUCUAAUGCAUGUCUUUUAGUUUAUGUUCCAGGUCAUCACAGUUUUAGAGGAGGGCAGUUAAGGGCACUUCACAGUUCAGUCCACCACAUCCUUCAGAACACAGAAGACCAACAAUCAGAAAAUAAACACUGAAGUAUUGCAGUUCUUGCCAUUGUGUUUUACUAACAAGAUCCUUUUUCUUCUUAUUAUUAUUGUUAUAAUGAUUAUAUGCUGAAAAUUCACAACAUUUACAGCCUUCAUAUGAUUAUGUGAACUGCUUAGCAACAUCUAAGUAACCACCUAGCAACAUCCA
Colossoma macropomum (tambaqui) is the source of this 1813-nucleotide messenger RNA. Its product is annotated as serine/threonine-protein kinase pim-1-like. The transcript has 7 exons. Gene Ontology annotation, cellular component: cytoplasm. Gene Ontology annotation, molecular function: ATP binding; protein serine/threonine kinase activity. The record is from RefSeq and is a predicted model, not a curated record. NCBI's taxonomy places the organism in Eukaryota, Metazoa, Chordata, Actinopteri, Characiformes, Serrasalmidae. Gene Ontology annotation, biological process: negative regulation of apoptotic process; regulation of mitotic cell cycle; protein autophosphorylation. Bases 1 to 1365 code for a protein of 454 amino acids.